Messenger RNA from Trifolium pratense (red clover), 3795 nucleotides. RefSeq names its product pentatricopeptide repeat-containing protein At4g28010-like. The transcript is spliced from 2 exons. Bases 276 to 2405 code for a protein of 709 amino acids. NCBI's taxonomy places the organism in Eukaryota, Viridiplantae, Streptophyta, Magnoliopsida, Fabales, Fabaceae. The record is from RefSeq and is a predicted model, not a curated record. Gene Ontology annotation, molecular function: protein binding.
AUCGAUGAAAAAAAACUUCAAUCUUUGGUUCUGCGUUAGUUCGAUUAUCUAAGCAGUUCUACGAGCAAAUCUAUGAUACUGUAAGCGGUGCCCCGAGAGGCCGAGACUAUUUCAUCUUGUGAGGGUUUGGCAUAAGGGAACACAAGGAUCUAACUGGAUUAAUUAAUUGAUAAAUAAUUUCUCACCAUCUUCUUUGUCCAAACCCUUCAACUUCGUUAAACCCUUCCGCCGUGAGAACCACCGUGCACCCAAAACCUCGCCACCACCUUCUAACAAUGCUACCAAAACGACUCCUUCACUCUUCUCAUCCCACCUUUUCUAUUCGCCUCUUUCAUCUUUCUUCAUCUUCUUCUUCUUCUUCUUCUUCAACUCCCCUUCCCGAAUCCCUUUCUCACUUCCAUCGUUCCCUCGAAAACUACCCAAAUUCAGUACCCUCUUAUUCCUCCUGCAACACUCUCAUAGACAACCUACGAAAAGCAAAACACUACGACCAAGUAAUCUCUGUUCAUUCAAAAAUGGUCAGUGUCUCUGUUUUCCCCUGUUUCACUUCUUUAUCUGCUUUGAUUGAGAGUUUUGUCAAUACCCAGAACCAAAGUUUUGCUUUUGGUGUUCUGGGGUUGAUUAUAAAACGUGGUUUUAGUUUAAAUGUGUAUAAUUUUAACCUUUUGUUAAAGGGUUUUUGUCAAAGUAGUGAUUUUGAUAAGGCUAUGGAUUUGUUUUGUAUGAUGAAGAGGAAUUGUGUGGAUCUUGAUAGGGUUAGUUAUAAUACAGUUAUUAAUGGACUUUGUAAAUGUAAGAGAUUUGUUGAAGCUAGGGAAUUGUUUGAGGAGAUGAAGGUUGGGGAUUGUAAGCCGAAUUUGGUUACGUUUAGUGCUUUGAUUGAUGGGUUUUGUAAGAAUGGGAUGGUUGAGGAGGGUUUUGGUUUGUUGGAGGAGAUGGAGAAGAUGGGUUUAGAGGCUGAUGUGUUUGUGUAUAGUUCUUUGAUUAGCGGAUUUUGUAAUAAAGGUGAUAUUGAGAGGGGGAAGGAACUUUUUGAUGAGAUGUUGAGGAAGAAUGUUACUCCUAAUGUUGUUACUUAUAGUUGUUUGAUGAAUGCUCUUUGUAAGAAACAAAAGUGGCAAGAAGCCUCAAAAAUGUUGGAUGAUAUGACGGCUUGUAAGGUUCGUCCUGAUGUUGUUGCGUAUACGGUUUUAGCUGAUGGGCUUUGCAAAAAUGGGCGGGUGUCUGAUGCGAUUAAAGUGUUGGAUUUGAUGGUGCAAAAGGGGGAAGAGCCGAAUAAUGUAAUGUAUAAUGCUAUCAUAAAUGGACUUUGUAAUGAAGGUCGGGUAGAUGAUGCACUUAGGCUUCUGGAAACUAUGGCGAAGAAGGGGAAGAAACCUGAUGUGGUUACCUACAACACAUUAGUGAAAGGACUGUGUGGAGUUGGAAAGAUUGACGAGGCCAUGGACCUUUUGAACCUGUUAAUGACUGAUGAGUUCCAUACAAAACCUGAUGUCUUCGCAUUUAAUUCGGUAAUUCAAGGAUUUUGCAAAGAGCAGCGUCUUCGUUGUGCUAAAAGGGUCUACUAUACAAUGGUUGAAAGGGGGUUCCCACGUAACAUAGUAACUUAUAAUAUUUUGAUUGACGGUUAUCUAAGCGCUGGAAAGCUUACCAAGGCAUUGGAAUUAUGGAAGGAUGCACUAGACUCGGGAUUUUCCCCGAAUUCAAUGACCUAUACUGUCUUGAUUAAUGGUCUUUGCAAAAUGCAAAUGCUAAGUAUUGCAAAAGGACUUUUCAAUAAAAAAAGAGCUUCUGGAACUAGACCGACAGUAAUUGAAUACAAUACACUAAUGUUAUCCUUGUGCAACGAAGAUAGUUUGGAGCAGGCUAGGAGUUUAUUUCAAGAAAUGAGAAAUGCGAAUCACAAUCCUGAUGUUGUCUCGUUUAAUAUAAUCAUCGAUGGAACCCUCAAAGCUGGAGAUGUUAAAUCAGCCAACGAAUUGAUAUCGGAGAUGGUUAACAUGAAUUUGGUCCCCGACAAUAUUACAUUUUCUAUAUUAAUAAACAGGUUCUUAAAACUUGGGCAGUUGGAUGAGGCCACGUCGCUUUAUGAGAGAAUGGUCUCUUGUGGUCAUGUACCAGAUGCUGUGCUAUUUGAUUCUUUGCUAAAGGGAUAUAGUUUAAAGGGUAAGACAGAAAAAGUUGUUUCCAUGCUUCAACAAAUGGCCGAUAAGGAUAUUGUUCUGGACUCGAAAUUAACUUCAACCAUCAUAGCUUGCCUAUGUAACAUGCCAAAAGAUCUUGAUAUAAAGAAGAUACUACCAAAAUUUUCACAGCAUGCAUCUGUAGGAGCAAACAUUAAAUGUAAUGAACUUUUGAUGAAACUGAAUAAGGUUCAUCCAGAGCUUCAAUUAUUUAUUGCUUGAGUAAAGGCUUCAAAUGGAUUCACAAACAGUUGAAGGUGCAGUUGCUGAUUUGGUAGAUUUGGAGCGUGAUAAUGAAAAUGUUGAAGUUGAUGAUGAAACACCUGAAAGUAAGAGGGCCAAAACUACUACUGCUGAUUGUUGGAAAUUUUUCACUAAACUUGGCCCUGGUGCUGAUGGCGUUCACACAACAAAGUGCAAUGGUUGUGGAAAGGUGUUUAGGGCAGGCGGUAAGAAUCAUGGGACCACGACACUAAAUCGUCAUUGGCCUAAAUGCGACAAAAUCAACAGUAGUCGUUUUGGCCCUCUUAAACACAAGAAUCUGGAAUGCAGCAUUGAAAAACCCGCAACCUAUGUUGUCGCAUUUUGGCCAAUAACGAUUUAGUGUCGUGGUCCCAUGAUUCUUACCACCAUUCCACAACCAUUACACUUUGUUGUGUGAACGCCAUCAAUAGCAGGGCCAAGUUUAGUGAAAAAUUUCCUAACAUUGUGAGAGACCAUAUGCCUUAUGGCCAUACCAGUUUCAACUGUGUAUUCUGAAAAUGCUUUCAGAACUGUACCGGGGGCAAAGUUUUAUAAACCUAUAGAAGCCCUCUAUUUUUUUAAAAUAGAAGCUCUCUUAAUCCAGAGAUCACUGAAGCUUUAAUUUGUACCCGAAACUAAUUGAGGUCUUCCAUUUUGUCAAUUUAAAGGCCAAAUUCUCCAUGAAGAGUUCGACUGAAACUAUGUAACAGUUAAAUUUUGGUAACAUUUAAGGUGGCAAGAAUUUUGGUACUUGCAGAGCAUCCACACACUUCUAAAAGAAUUGAUGUUGUAAUGUAAAGAUCUUAGUUUAAAUCUGAAGUUAAUCAUCCUUGAUGAAAGUUAGACAUUUCAAAAGUUCAAGAUGACGAAGUUGGCAAUGGAACAACCUCUUGUUGUAUUGGCUGAUUGCAGCUACAACGGAUCCAAUGACUAUAAUAGCAGGUUCAUUUCUUUUAUUUUCAACAGUGGUUCAGAUGCCCUUAUGAUAUGGAUUUUUUUUUUGUUUUCGCAUUAACAAAUUUCUAGUGACAACUUCAUUGAUUCACAUACUGAGUGUUAGGCAAUUAACCUCGGCAAGUAAUUUAAUUGCUGAUGAAAGUUACAUUUUCCUUAUUGUCUGCCCUAUUAUUUUUAUGCAUAUUAUACAUAAAAGUUCUUUCUUUGGUACCUAACAACUUUGAGUGCGACUUUGAAAGUUUAUAUUGAGCAAAUACAUGUAAAAAGCUUAUAGUUUCUAAAUUUAGUUGUACCAUCUUUUUAUUGAUGGAUGUGAUCUACUGGUGGUAACAGAAUCUGUAAAAAUAAUUAUUCAGUCAUAAUAGUUUUCUACAUUGUUAAUGUUUUACAGCAGGAUCAGACGCAAAUGCAA